Messenger RNA from Cicer arietinum (chickpea), 1995 nucleotides. Its product is annotated as uridine kinase-like protein 4. The record is from RefSeq and is a predicted model, not a curated record. Gene Ontology annotation, molecular function: ATP binding; kinase activity. NCBI's taxonomy places the organism in Eukaryota, Viridiplantae, Streptophyta, Magnoliopsida, Fabales, Fabaceae.
CAGCUGUUGAUUUAAUGGGAUCCUCCUCAGAAGUUCAUUUUUCUGGAUUUCACAUGGAUGGUUUUGAGCAUAGUACAGAACAACCAACAACAUCCGCAACUGACGUGUACAACCAACCUUUCGUCAUAGUUUGUACAAGGUUUUGUUCUUAUAUGCGGGAGAAAAUGUCAUCGGCCGGGUUCUCUGUCUCUUUGAAUGUAGUUCACAUGAGCCAUUAAGUUGUCUUACAUAGUAAAAUAACAGAAUUCUAUUUUAGUUGAAAUAACAGAAUUUCUUGACAUGUAAAAUACGUUUCUUCGAAAGAAGAGUGACAUAAACAGGAAAGAAUUCAUGAUUGCUGUGAAAAAAAAUCACACCAGUCUUACUUGUGUUAUUAAAAUGCAGGUGUUGCUGGGGGUGCAGCAUCAGGCAAAAAAACAGUUUGUGAUAUGAUUGUUCAGCAGCUUCAUGACCAGCGAGUUGUGCUUGUUAAUCAGGCUUCUUUUUACAACAACUUGACUGAUGAAGAGCUAGCGAGGGUACAAGAUUACAACUUUGACCAUCCUGAUGCUUUUGAUACCGAGGAAUUGCUUCGUGUUAUGGACCACUUGAAGCAUGGUGAAGCUGUAGAUAUUCCAAAGUAUGAUUUUAAGAGUUACAAAAGUGAUGCAUUAAGAAGGGUGAACCCUUCAGAUGUUAUAAUUUUGGAAGGCAUCCUUGUUUUCCAUGAUCCACGUGUUCGGGAGUUGAUGAAUAUGAAGAUAUUUGUUGACACAGAUGCUGAUGUUCGUUUGGCAAGAAGGAUUAGGCGUGAUACCAGCGAGAAGGAUCGGGAUAUUGGUACAGUUCUUGAUCAGUAUUCAAAAUUUGUGAAGCCAGCUUUUGAUGACUUUAUUCUUCCAACAAAGAAGUAUGCCGAUAUAAUUAUACCUCGUGGAGGAGAUAAUCAUGUGGCAGUGGAUUUGAUUGUUCAACAUAUCCGCACAAAGCUUGGUCAGCAUGACCUAUGUAAAAUAUAUCCAAAUUUAUAUGUCAUUCAGUCAACUUUUCAGAUACGGGGUAUGCAUACCCUGAUACGUGAUGCUCAGAUAACGAAGCAUGAUUUUGUAUUUUAUUCUGAUCGUUUGAUUCGUUUGGUUGUUGAACAUGGUUUGGGACAUCUUCCAUUUACAGAAAAACAAGUUAUCACUCCCACUGGUUCUGUAUACACUGGUGUGGAUUUUUGUAAGAGGUUGUGUGGUGUCUCUGUCAUCAGAAGUGGGGAGAGUAUGGAGAAUGCCUUAAGAGCAUGCUGUAAAGGUAUUAAGAUUGGGAAAAUUCUGAUCCACAGAGAAGGUGACAACGGCCAACAGCUAAUAUAUGAAAAGCUGCCAAAUGAUAUCUCAGAAAGGCAUGUGUUACUGUUGGACCCUAUCCUUGGCACAGGUAAUUCGGCUGUUCAAGCGAUUUCUUUACUUAUAAAGAAAGGUGUACCAGAGUCCAACAUUAUAUUUCUUAAUCUCAUAUCUGCUCCUAAAGGUGUUCAUGUGGUAUGCAAAAGUUUUCCAAGAAUUAAAAUAGUAACAUCUGAGAUAGAGAUUGGUUUGAAUGAAGAUUUCCGUGUCAUACCGGGCAUGGGCGAGUUUGGAGAUCGAUACUUUGGAACCGAUGAUGAUGAGCAAGUGGUGGUUCCUUCACAGUAAAAAUGAAACCAAAUUCCACAAAAUGUUUUGGUUGAUCAUCAUUGCAAUUUGCUCAAUUAAUAUUAUGCUAGGGGUCUGAAUUUUAUUUCUAUAUCGAUUUUGACUCUACUAGGAAUUGGAUCACCAUUCAUUAUCCUCUUGUUCUGUUCCACUAUAUGAUUUAUUGUGGGAAUGCUCCUAUGAUAAUAUCAUGUUAUCUUUUACUGUAUUCUAGAACAAAAAUAAUUGGUACGUGACUGAGACUAAAUCAAUCUUUGUAAAGAUUUUAAUGUCGUGACCUUAUGUAAAGACUAAUAUGAUAAUAUUUUAGAGCUUUUAAAGGGUAAUUUCGUGA